Messenger RNA from Athene cunicularia (burrowing owl), 2648 nucleotides. It is a transcript of the gene PAPOLG, whose product is annotated as poly(A) polymerase gamma. NCBI's taxonomy places the organism in Eukaryota, Metazoa, Chordata, Aves, Strigiformes, Strigidae. The transcript has 23 exons. Bases 28 to 2286 code for a protein of 752 amino acids. The record is from RefSeq and is a predicted model, not a curated record. Gene Ontology annotation, molecular function: RNA binding; poly(A) RNA polymerase activity. Gene Ontology annotation, cellular component: nucleus.
UGCGGGCUGGGUCGUUCGGGGUGCGCCAUGAAGGAGAUUUGCGGGAAUUCCAGGCUACAGAACCAGCCGCAAAGAAGUUAUGGAGUUACAUCUCCAAUUAGCUUGGCUGCUCCGAAGGACUUAGAUUGUGUUCACACACAGAAAUUAACUGAAGUACUAAAACCAUUUGGGGUGUUUGAAGAUCAAGAAGAGUUGAUUCACAGGCUGGUUGUUCUCGAUAAACUGAAUAAAUUGGUCAAAGAAUGGAUUGUGGAACUCGGUGAGAGCAAGAAUCUUUCUCCUUCAGACUUAGAAGAAGUUGGUGGCAAAAUAUUUACUUUUGGCUCUUACAGGCUUGGAGUGCAUACUAAAGGUGCAGACAUAGAUGCUGUUUGUGUUGCUCCGGAACAUGUGGAAAGAUCAGAUUUUUUUAAGUCGUUCUUUGUCAAACUGAAACAUGAGAAUCAGAUAAAAAAUCUAAGGGCAGUGGAAGAUGCAUACGUGCCUGUUGUGAAGUUUGAAUUUGAUGGCAUUGAGAUCGAUCUUGUGUUUGCAAGACUGUUGAUGCCAACUGUUUCAGCUAAUCUUGACCUUAGAGUCGACUCAUGUCUGAGAAACCUAGACAUAAGAUGUAUACGGAGUUUAAAUGGUUGCAGAGUUACUGAUGAAAUCUUACGUCUAGUACCAAACAGAGAGAACUUCCGGCUUGCACUUCGUGCAAUUAAGCUGUGGGCAAAACAACGUGGCAUUUACUCCAACGUGUUAGGAUUUCUUGGUGGGGUUUCAUGGGCCAUAUUGGUAGCGAGAACAUGCCAGUUAUAUCCAAACGCUCUGGCUUCUGUACUCAUUAACAAGUUCUUCAUGAUUUUUUCAAAAUGGGAUUGGCCAAAUCCCGUGUUGCUGAAACAACCUGGAGAGAGUGAUCUUAACUUACCAGUAUGGGACCCUAGGGUGAACCCGUCUGAUCGAUGCCACGUAAUGCCUAUCAUCACCCCAGCUUAUCCCCACCAAAACUCCACGUACAACGUCUCUGUGUCAACACGAGCAGUGAUGGUGGAAGAAUUCAAACAUGGCCUUGAAGUUACAAAUGAGAUUCUUCGAGGAAAAUCAGACUGGUCAAAGCUCUUUGAACCACUGAACUUCUUUCAGAAGUACAACCAUUAUAUUGUGCUGAUGGCUAGUGCCUCUACUGAAGAGCAGCACUUAGAGUGGGUUGGCCUUGUUGAGUCUAAAAUUCGUGUGCUGGUUGCAAACUUUGAGAGGAAUGAGUUUAUAACUAUUGCCCAUGUAAAGCCAGAGUCCUUCCCUGGCAACAAGGAAUUCCAUAAACGGAGCAGAUAUGUGUCAAUGUGGUUUCUUGGACUCAGGUUUAAGAAAUUGGAAAAUGCAGAACGUCUUAAUGUCGAUUUAACGUAUGAUAUACACUUGUUCCAAGAUGCAGUUUACAGACAGGCCACCAACGUCAACAUUCUAAAGGAAGGUAUGACAAUUGAGGUGGAUCAUGUGAAGAGAAAGCAUCUCCACUAUUUUUUGCCUGCAGAAAUCUUACAGAAAAGAAAGAAGCGAAGCAUGCCAGAUCCUAGUCAAAAUCCUAGUGGACUUCAGUGCAAAAGGACUUCUUCAGAUGGAACCUGUUCGGACAGUUCCAGAGACAGGGGCUCCAGAACACCAUACAGUUCCUCUUUGUUAAAUAAGAUGUCUAAAUUGGACAGAUCUACAGCAGAGAGAGAAAGAAAUGCUGUAUACCAGAGAUCUAAUGCUGCUAAUAGAGAGAGGAUUCCUCAUGUAGAUGUGCCAUCAGUGCCUAAGGAACUCUCCAUUCCUGUUGGUGAUUCCAAAAUGGAGGCUACAGCUGCAAUGAGAAAUUUGGGAUCUCCAACUGGUUGCACCAUUCCAGGACAUAACACAGUUUCUCAACCUAGAGCGCGUUCUGUCCAAAGACAGUGUGAAUUGAGCAGGAUCAAAAUUACGGAUCCUAAGAAUGCUGCACGUAAAGUACAGUAUUCAUUGACCUCUAAAGGAUCUCCUUCGUGUACAUCAGAAGAAAGCCCCCCCAAAAAAGUAGACAGAGAAAAGUUAACUAGCCAGGAUUCAGCAUUCAAAGAUGGUGGCAAACCAGAAGAGGUCAGAAGCAGACCUACAGGAAAUGGUGUUCUUGGAGGAAGUUCCAUGCUGAUUCCAGUUAUGAACACAUCAAGAUCAGAGAGGUUUUCCUGUAAAGAACUACCAGAUUCUUCAUCUCCUGUUCCAACAAAUAGUGUUCAUAUUAUGAAAGGAUCCAUCAAACUUACUCUUAAUAAUAGAUAACCAGUAUCUCUUCAGGGUUUUAAGAAGUUUAGGAAGAAUUUAGGUUACUAGUUUCUCGGACUUGAUCCAGCAUAGGUGAGAUGACGCACUUUAUCUUAACAUACCUUGACUCAAUGCUUGGCCCAGUGCAGAGUGACAUCACUGUUCUGGAGUUUCCCUGGAUGCUAUAGAAGUUCAAUACUGCCUCAGGACUACAUAGAUUAGAUGUUAGUUGUUUUAAAUAAAGCUCAGACUGCAACAGUUCAACUUAAAUGUUGUCCUUUGUUUAUGGAGUAAGUACUCUGUUGAAGUGAUUGAAAGCUAAGUUACUCAUGCAUAAACAUGAGGGAGGGAGGCUCUUUGAUAUCGGCUUCCUGCAAACU